Molecule: messenger RNA, 1920 nt
Organism: Bufo gargarizans (Asiatic toad)
Lineage: Eukaryota; Metazoa; Chordata; Amphibia; Anura; Bufonidae
Exons: 9
Coding region: 572-1201 (209 amino acids)
Source: RefSeq, a predicted model, not a curated record
CUGCCGUGCUGAAUAGAGGAUGGGGCAGACUGUGAGGGGAAGGUGCGGACUACAACUCCCAGCUGCUUAAGAGGCGACUGCGUGACGUCGCUGCGGAGGGUGUGGCUUAAGUAGAAGGGGCUGGCUGCUGAGACUGUGAUAUUUAUGAAGUCUAUAAAAAUAAAGACUGAUGUGCACAGAGUCCCAGGAAAAGACAAGUGUUAUAUUCUGGGAAAGGUGUGAAGAUAGAGGGCACUGGAGAGUGACCCAAGACGAGGGUGAAGAGCACCUGGAACACACCUGUCCAUAGACCACUCCAGAAGUUCAUAGAAAAAAAAAAAAAUCCUGUCAUCAAAAGUCCUGGCAUCAAAAAUGGAGAACUGAGCUCAAGGAGAGCGGGUGCUGAAGAGCUUCAGUUAUAUUUUUGGGGAGAGAGACCUGAUAGUGUCUUAAAAAAUGUCCAGCUAUUCAAGUCAGUCCGGGAACUCUCCUCCAAGCCAACGAGUUUGCUUGGAUACGCAAUCGUCAACGGAGGAGAGGUAUUCCGGCCCUGCUCCGACAGCGGGAGAGGAGGAAGUCGGGGGUGGACACCAUGAAGCGAUGUCGUCAGCAACCACCCACAAGGCGCCGGGGAGCACGCGGCGGUCGGGGACGUGGUUCAAGGGCCUCUGCCAGAACGGAUGAGGAGGAAUUAUCCGGAUUCUAUAUUGACAAUGAACUCCUCAUCCAUCUGGUGGAGGAACGUGUCCCACUCUGGUACCAUACCGACCGCCGCCAUGCAGACCAUCACCUGACCCGGAGUCUGUGGAUGGAGAUUUGUGGAAAAAUACUUCCGGAUUGGGACUACCUCAGUGCAGGCCAACAGGAAGAUUGCAAGAUGGCAGUCAUGGUGCGAUGGCGCUCAAUAAGGGACCGCUAUAAGAAAGAUUAUAACGAGGAGGUCAAUCGCCCAAGUGGGUCUGGCGGAACCCGCCGGCAGCCGUACCGCUAUGCGGCUGCCCUAGGGUUCCUACGUAGAACCCUAGAGCUGCGAAGAACAACUAGCAGUACUCGGCGCCAGAACCUCCUUGUGAAAGUGAUCAAGAGGCGGUCCCUGCUGAGCUGCCACCCGCGGAUCCCUCUCCACCUCGUCCAGCACCUGGUCAGGAUCCAAAUCAUCCUCUACUGGUGCCCUCUGGUGACGCAACAAUGGCCGUUAUGGCGCCACUUUUUGAGGCGUUGAUGCGUCGCCAGAGGGCCGGUAGAAGCCGCCAAGCUGAUUAUGAAGACCUCACAAGGCUCUUGUAUGAGACCUUGUGUGGUUACAGCAAUAGGAUUGUAGCCAUGGAGGCCGAGCUGAGAAGUCUGCGGGUGUGUGUGGCGCAGUUUUCUCAGCCGGGCCCGCUACAAACCUAUUGGCCAUCAGUUAAUCAGCUGGUGGUGGACUUCACGCCUGACCAGGUGUUGGAGUUCAGACGUAGGGUGGAGGAUGCGGUGUGGGAUUUGAGACACCGCACAACUUCCGUCCCCCAACCACCAACCUAUCCCACGUCCCAUUCCUAUCCCCCACCACAAUCUCCUCACCCCUUCCAACCUCCGCAAACUUCAACCCGUCCACCUCAACCACCUCCCCAUUCUCCAACCCCCGAGCCUUUUCACCACUGUGUGUUCGUUCUCUCUCUCUCUCUCUGUCUGUCUCUCUCUCUCUGUCUGUCUCUCUCUCUCUCUGUCUGUCUCUGUCUCUCUCUCUCUCUGUCUCUCUCUCUCUCUGUCUCUCUCUCUCUCCAACCAUCAACUUUCACCACUCCUUCUUCGCUGGCUCGGGCAACUCCUUCACCCAAUCCCCCAUCCCGUUUGCAUACUCCCGCUGUCUCUCCUCCCACAUCACACAUUUCAGUGUCCACCAGAACAUACGAAGGUGGAGAGGGAUCAAGCCAUGCACUGCCUUCCACCCCCCCAACC